Molecule: messenger RNA, 707 nt
Organism: Orussus abietinus
Lineage: Eukaryota; Metazoa; Arthropoda; Insecta; Hymenoptera; Orussidae
Gene: RpL17
Product: 60S ribosomal protein L17
Exons: 5
Coding region: 76-633 (185 amino acids)
Biological process (GO): cytoplasmic translation
Cellular component (GO): cytosolic large ribosomal subunit; ribosome
Molecular function (GO): structural constituent of ribosome
Source: RefSeq, a predicted model, not a curated record
CAUCUCAAUCUGCGCGCAUCUGUGCGCUAAAACGUGACGUCUUUUCCUGUAACGUCGCUUUCUGAAAAGAACGCGAUGGGACGUUACUCUCAUGAACCGAGCAAUGCGACGAAGUCGUGCAAGGCGCGUGGUUCCAAUCUACGCGUGCACUUCAAAAACACUCAUGAGACAGCGCGUGCGAUCAAAAGCAUGACUCUCCGAAGGGCACAGAAGUACCUGAAGAAUGUAAUCGAAUACAAGGAAUGUGUUCCUUUCCGCAGAUUUAACGGAGGUGUGGGAAGGUGUGCUCAAGCAAAACAGUUUGGCACAACUCAAGGACGUUGGCCAAAAAAGUCUGCCGAGUUUUUACUGCAACUUUUGAAAAAUGGAGAGAGUAACGCCGACUACAAAGGACUAGAUGUAGACCGACUAGUAAUUGAUCACAUCCAAGUAAAUCAUGCUCCUUGUCUUCGUAGGAGAACAUACAGGGCUCACGGUCGCAUCAAUCCUUACAUGAGCUCACCGUGCCACAUUGAGGUUAUAUUAACCGAAAAGGAAGACGUGGUGACGAAAGCCACGGAAGAAGAACCAUCUAAAAAGAAACUCAGUAAGAAGAAGCUGGCUCGUCAGAAAGAGAAGAUGAUGAGGGAAUAAUUCUGUGAUUCAUCUUCAGAUACUACGAGAUCAGCUGUACACUUAAGAAAUAAAGUUUACAUUGUUCUCAAAAA